CUUCACGCACGACAGUGCUGCCAAUCGCUUUCUUAAAAUCACUUUCCUGUAUGACGUAGAUUCCUACAUUUGUCCAUUCAAUUAUUACAAUUUUUUCCAAUCGGUGCAGCGAUAAAUGACAAUAAAUAAUGACGGACAAAAAUGGGAUUGUAAGCGCGGGACUCCAAUCUCAAUCGGUUGAAUCGGCCGAAAAGGUUGGAAAAGGUCGAGUUGGCGGUACUGCGACGCGAGUCAGCUGACGGCACGGCGUUGUGGGGCCGCGGCGGCUUUAGUUGUCGGGCGGGUCGCAGGGCAGCAGCACGCAAUCUGUCAUCACGUGAGCGGUCACAAUGGUCUCUAAUGGUCCUGUCGUCGGCGAACAGCGUCGUCCAGCCUGCGAAAUCCUCUGAAGUCUCCUCGGUGGAAAGCCGACCUGGCGACCGACCGUGCGACAUCGACGACGGUAACGACGAGGAGGCAGCUAUCUCCUGCUGGUUUAUUAGAACUUCAGUAGCAAAACACAUUCAUUCAUGAUGACGGAAUAUUGGCUGAUUUCCGCGCCGGGAGAUAAAACCUGUCAGCAAACGUGGGAAACUAUGAACAAUUUAACAUCCAAGCAGCACUCUCUAUCUGUGAACUACAAAUUUCACAUCCCGGAUCUGAAGGUUGGAACAUUGGAUCAGUUGGUUGGUUUGUCAGACGACCUAGGCAAACUUGAUGGAUACGUGGAGCAAGUAACACGCAAAGUAGCGACGUAUUUGGGUGAGGUUCUGGAGGACCAGAGGGACAAGCUACACGAGAACCUGAUGGCCAACAAUAGUCAAACAUCAAUGGAUGGGGAGAGCUCGAGCCCCGAAGGGGGUCCGGACACCCCGCCAAACACCCCUGUUACACCAUCACACAAGACUACGAUGGAGCAUCACAGGCAGUGGAGGGAAUUGGACAAGUCCGAACCAGAGCCGGCCGCCUGUUUAGGUGAUCUGCCAUCAUAUAUAACUCGAUUCCAGUGGGAUAUGGCUAAAUACCCCAUCAAACAAUCUUUGAGGAACAUUGCGGAUAUUAUCAGUAAACAAGUGGGACAGAUUGAUGCUGAUUUAAAAACUAAAUCCACGAUGUACAACAAUUUGAAAGGCAGCUUACAAAAUUUAGAAAAGAAACAGACGGGGAGUUUAUUAACACGAAAUUUAGCAGACUUAGUAAAAAAAGAACACUUUAUUCUGGACAGCGAAUAUUUAACUACUUUGCUUGUUAUUGUACCGAAAUCCAACUUUCAGGAAUGGUACGGUUGUUAUGAAAAACUGACAGAUAUGAUUGUACCACGCAGUACACAACUCAUUACUCAGGAUUCUGAAUACGGAUUAUUUACGGUCACUUUAUUUAAAAAAGUAAUGGAUGAGUUUAAAUUGCACGCUCGUGAAAAGAAGUUUAUUGUGCGAGAUUUUACAUAUAAUGAAGAGGAAUUAGCAGCAGGAAAGAAUGAAAUUACAAAGUUGGUAACCGAUAAAAAGAAGCAAUUUGGACCACUUGUCCGUUGGUUGAAAGUGAAUUUUAGUGAAUGUUUUUGUGCUUGGAUUCAUGUUAAAGCUUUGCGUGUAUUCGUUGAAUCCGUUCUUAGAUACGGCUUACCUGUCAAUUUCCAAGCAAUAUUAUUGCAUCCGCAUAAAAAAUGCGCGAGGAGAUUACGUGACGCUCUGAAUCAGCUUUACGCUCACUUAGAUUCAUCUGCUACCUCUUCAACAACGCAUAAUCAGGAUAAUGUGGAUAUACCAGGACUAGGUUUUGGCCAAAGUGAUUACUUCCCUUAUGUCUAUUAUAAAAUCAACGUGGAUAUGGUUGAUAGUAAGGUCUAAUUAGAGUCUGCGUUUUUCUCC
Trachymyrmex septentrionalis is the source of this 1850-nucleotide messenger RNA. RefSeq names its product V-type proton ATPase subunit C (gene Vha44). Gene Ontology annotation, molecular function: proton-transporting ATPase activity, rotational mechanism. The coding region runs from base 510 to 1829 and encodes 439 amino acids. Lineage: Eukaryota; Metazoa; Arthropoda; Insecta; Hymenoptera; Formicidae. The transcript has 9 exons. Gene Ontology annotation, cellular component: vacuolar proton-transporting V-type ATPase, V1 domain; lysosomal membrane. Gene Ontology annotation, biological process: proton transmembrane transport. The record is from RefSeq and is a predicted model, not a curated record.